Molecule: messenger RNA, 20267 nt
Organism: Podarcis lilfordi (Lilford's wall lizard)
Lineage: Eukaryota; Metazoa; Chordata; Lepidosauria; Squamata; Lacertidae
Source: the annotation of a GenBank genome assembly
AUGGCGCAGCGACGCCGGUCGGGCCAGAGUCGCGCUUUCGAGGUCUGGGGGCUCUUGCAGCCGCUGAAAACGGAGGAAGGAAAGGCGGCUCCCAAGGACGAAGAUGCAGAGAGCGACGAGGACGACGACCCGGACCCGGAGGGUUUCGAAGAUGUUUUCGGUGGCGCGAACCAGCAGCCGCUUCACAGACCAGCGCGCAAGACCCGUAAGGAGCCGGAGGAGGCGCGCGCCUUCGCUGCCUUGCGCGCCUGCCUGCCUGCCUGCGUGGCGCAAGUCCCCGCGGACCCGCUGGACGGGCCUCGCCCUCCUCUUUGCAUUUGAGGAGGCGCUUGGCCAGUCUGGGACUGACUAGCAGUCCGAGGGGCAAGGCUGUGGGACCCGAAACUUGUCUUCACCUAGUGUAGGUGGGAGAAACAGGGAAGCGCCUCUGCAUUAACAGGAAACAAACCCCACGCCUUUUAGGAAUAGAAAUGCUUGGCGUUUGUGUGUCUUUCACUUUUUAAUCCACUUUAGGUGCUAACAUAAGCAGCAGCAGCAGCACCUCGGACUUGCAUGGGCGUCCGAGGAAACUUUUCCUGGUGGUGGGGAGACAAGUAAAAGGCUGAAAAGGGAGUACUGUAGUUGGAAUAGUUCCUGUACAUUUGCCUCAUAUUUCAGGUUCUACAAAUGGUAGAAACUUUUGGGGUUUUUUUAAUGAAAGCUGUGAAUCUAGGGGUCAGGGUGGAAUUGGAGGGGGGCAAUUGCCCACCCAUACUGCUGUGUGAAUGAAUCGCCAGUUAGUUUUACAUUUAACGUUAUUAUGAGAGUGUGGUAUUUCCUGCAUUUCAGUUGCCUCAGACCUUUCUUCACACCCGUUCUUGCCAACUCAUUGUUCCAUCCGUAUGUGCAUCUGCUGAAGUGAAUCCUAGCCCACAAAAGCUGCUGCUGUAAUAAAACUAGUAGCCUUUCAGGUGCCACGGGAUUAUUUGUUUACGUUGCAAAAGACUUAAUUGCUGAUUUGUUAUUUUCCCCCCUGCAGUUCAAGACUGUAAUACUAUAUUUACUUAAAAGAGAGCAAGUCCUAUUCAACUGCAUGGGACUCCCUUUUGCAUAGUCAUGUAUAGCGGUUGCUCUUCUUCCUGAUUUUGCAAAGUGUUUGCCAACAAAUGCAGAACUGAUUCCUUGGCCUGUCUUCAUUUCCUAAUUCCAUUGUUUCUAGUGGGCACUUUGCUUUUGAAAGUGUUUAUUGCAGUUAUCUCCCACUCUUUUCUCAAAGGAGCUCAAAGUGGCAUACUUGGUUCUCCCCAUGUGAAGUACGUUAGGCCAAGAGGUAUCAGGUGGCCCAAGGCACUCAGUGAGUUAGAUGUCUUACGUUCAGCUUGCACUAAUGCUGCCUUGGAAGGAGCAGUUGGGGACUCUGUGAGAUCUGGGUUCAAAUUUCUUGCUGUUAAGGCUCUACCUAAGCAGUGAGAGUAAUGAUUAAUGGUUCUCUCUGUACUCAUUUUGUCCACGCAACAACCCUGUGAGGUAAAUAUGGCUGAGAGGUAGUGACUAGCCCAAGGUCAUAUCAUGAGCUUCAUGGCUUUAUUUCCUGGGGUAAAAUCCUAAAAAAACCUUAACAGCUUCAAUCCUAAGAAAAGCUCAACAACUUUGGGGUAAAAUAAAUUAAAAAAGCUCAACAACUUCAAUCCUAAGAAAAGGUCAACUUUGGUUGGCCCUUUGGUCAGCCCCCAUGGCCCUUCACUUCAUCAAACCUGGUCCUCUUUGAAAAAAGUUUGGACACCACUGGGAUAAGUCCAACACUAAACAUUACACCAUACUGUAGUUCAAGUGUACCUUUCACUCAAGUGUGGUACGUACAUACAUACAUUCCUUUUCAUGAAGAAAGCACAAUCCAUACAACAUUAAAUAGUUGUUUGGGAUGUGCGUGGAAGUAGCCUUGAACUUUCAUAUGUUUCUAGUUACUCAGGGCUCUACACAGCUGGCCUUUGUGGUAAACACAAACUGUAGAACUGUUUUUUGGUGAGCAACAAUCUAGGGGAGAUUGUUUAUGAAAACAGACUAUUGUACAUCUUUUAAAAGCAAGCCAAGAUCUGAAUCUGUAUUUCGACCCUGGCUUCUAACAAGCCUCAGUUCCUAGAGUUCUGAAGUAACCAGGAACAUGGUUUGCUUAAAGAUGAGUGUUUUGCAUUUCCAUGUGAGGAGAGGAAGAGCAUAUGAGCCUGAGACCCAUCUAGGCUUGUUCGUAUACAGUCGUACCUUGGUUUUCAAACAGCUUAGUUCUUGAACGUUUUGGCUCCCAAAUGCCACAAACCUGGAAGUUUGCAAACUAUUUUUGGAAGCCGAAUGUCUGACGGGGCUUCUGCGACUUUGAUUGGCUGUAGGAGCUUCCUGCAGCCGAUCAGAGGCCGUGCUUUGGUUUUUGAACGUUUUGGAAGUCAAACGGACUUCCGGAACGGAUUCCGUUUGACUUCCAAGGUACAACUGUAAUGGGAAACCAUGAUUUCAGGUUUUUCUGAGUUGGUCCUAUAUGUGAGAAAAGUGGAAGUCAGAUAUUAAGAGAAUAAUUGUGUUUACCCUGUAAUUUUGCCUCAUGUAUUUGAAAGGUUACUUCUUGCAAAACUAAUUGCCCUUUUAUGCACAAAUCUUUUCUGCAUUACAACAAUUAUUGGUGGAACCUGGGUAUUCUAGGAAAGCCUAUAUCUGAGCAGACCACCCCCAUGCCAUAUCAUUGACUGUUUUUUUAAAAACCCUCUAGAAAGAAUAUUGUACCAGCACAUUUGACUAUUGUACUGACAAUCCUUUUUUAAACCGUUUCAGUUAUAAUUCAGGAGGAAGCAUCCCAAAAGACAUACGAAGUGACUGGACGGUUUCCAUUGGUUGAUCCCUGGUGGAAAGUGAAUGCCAAACUUACGCGGUCUCAUUCAAAGUACUAUAUGAAGAGCUACCCAUCUUAUUUUCUGCAGCCUGAAGCAGGGAAAGAUAUUAUUUCACUGUUCUUUAGAGCAUGUGAUGUCCCACCAUUAUUUAAAGAUGCAUUCUUUGAAUGGUUUCCUAAAGAGUCUUCUCUAAACUUUGCACAUCUUGAAAAAACACUGAAACAGUUUCAGGAGUCAAAACUUCAGGAAGGAGCGAUAUCUACAAAUACCCAAAGUCAAACUUGUACAGAUACCAAAAACUUUAACAUUUUUCAUUAUGUUAAGGAGUCAUGUAAGUAUAACUAUGUAAUACUCAAUUGUUUCUUAUUAUAGUGGCUACUUCACUGUUCUUAACUUUAUAUGGAAAUCAGAUAGGAAUUCAGGUUUUUUAAUAUGUUUAUAAAGUGGUAGUGAUAGACUUCAGUAUCAUUCUUCAAACUUUUCUUUUUUUAAAGGAAGUAUUUUUAUGUUAAGAUCUAAGUGUAGGCCUAAGAAGCAAUAGCUACAAACUGGCCAUUACCACAUUUAGGUUAGCUAUAAGGAAAACAAUGUUUUGUAACAAUUUCAAACAUUAUAUCAAAGGCUAAGGAAGCUGUGUUUGUCCAUAAGGAAAAACAAUCCAGAAUCUAUGGUUGGGCAAGAUGAUUUUUCUCUCAGCUGGGGGUGGGGCCAAUACUUUUUAAGGGUUGCAUUCCUUUCCAUCAUUUGCUCAGCGGCAGUGUUAGAAACUCAGAUAUAUAAACUAGGUGCCAAAUGGCCCCUUAAACCAAGGUCACAGUCACCAAAACAGAAUGUCUAGUUGCCAUUUUGGGGGCAAGACAGCUCUAAAGCCUUUGUUUUCCAAAUAAUGGACUGACGGUGAUUGAUUGUAAGUUAAACAACCUGGCUAGUUCAGAUGACGACCUUGAGCCUAGUCAUUUAGGGCUUUAAAAGGUCAGCACCAAGACUGUGCUGUGCUCAGAAACAUACUGGGCUGCCAAUGUAGAUCUUUUAGGACUGGUAUUAUAUGGUCCCAGUGGCCGCUCCCAGUCACCAGUCUGGCAGGUGUGUCCUGGAUUAGUUGUAGUUUUAUUACUUUAAAGGAAUUUUAAAAUAAUAAUAUUUUAGAAAAUUAUUAUUACUUUAAAGGAAGUGUAAGUGCAUGCCUUUGGAUACACUUCAGUAGCAUGGUCACACUAUGCUGGCUAUUCCUAUAUUUACAUUCAGAACAUACCAGGCACGCACAAAGAAUGAGUGAAACUCUGCUCAUAACUACUCUUGAGUUUUCAGGAGCCACAACUCUGUUAUACUGGCUUGUUGAGUGACUGUAUUCAGAUUCCCUGUGCUAAAAUUGGCUUGGUUCAGAUAUAAACUGCCUUGGCUUAUUAAAUUGAGAAACGCAUGCACCUGUGCCUUCUGUCAUUUUGUUGGCCUUCCCUCUUCCUUUCUCGGCACACAGCAGUUAAGGACUCCCUGGAUUAAUUAAACAAAAGUUUCCCGUUGCGUCUUGAACCAAGAAACGGUAGUUCCCAGGUUUAGAACAAACUUGGAUCUGAAACAGUGUCAAAGUGCUGUUUCAGAUCCUGCUUUGUUCCAAGCCUAAUCACUACAAUUUCACAAUUUUGGCUAUUUUUAGUUAACCCUGGGAGUUUUGAAUUGCAUCAUGCUAAUGUAGAAGGAGGCAAUGCAAGAACUCAGUGUGAGGGCGCACAGGACUUACUUAUAACUUGACUUAACAAGCCAAGAUACUUUACAUUUGAACCAGGAGUUGGCUAAUAUUUUCAAACAGUGUCCCAACUCAUUCAUAAAUAGCAGCAGUUUGUUCUCGCUCUCUCUCGCUCUCUUUCUCUCUUUCAAAGCAGAUGCUGCUUUCUCGGCUUCAGAAAUCUAUGUAAGCUACCACAAAGUAAGAAAUGGAUGACAAAUGUCCACAGGAUGGAUUCAAAGAUGCCUCCAAUGGAGGAAGGGUACCUUUGAUACCAACCCAACGUAUAUGAGAUUGCGGUGUUUGGAACUACUUUCAGUAACUGUACAUGAGGAAUAUUUAUGUAUGCUAAAUUGAACUUGCAGUAAAACAUACUGACUUCGAUUUUUUUAAACAGCAUUUUUUUUGUAUCUUGGUUCCACAGUUGCAGGGAAAGCUGUACUAGUAGCCUUGUCCUUUCCGAUUAUAUUGGAAUUAAUGCCGCUGCUUCUGCCACGAGCUGUUUCUUGUUGCAUUGAAAAGUUGGACUGGAGCAAAAUACACGAUGAAGAUUAUACAUUGACAAUAUUGGAUGAGAUCUUGAGGGAAGAGCCAUGGAAACUUGGAUUCGGAGAAGUAAGAAACUAAUAUUGUUGCCUGGGCAGCCCAGGACCUCCAGACACACGGCUUACCUCAGUACUGCUAACACAGACAUUUGACUUGGGCUCCGUUGUCUCUCAAGACAGAUGGAUGCCAACAAAAAAGCAUAAUAUGAUGGUAGUUCAUUUGAUAAUAGGACUCAGUUUUCCCCCUUAACAACUUAUAACUCAAGUCAGCUGAAUUGUAGUCAUACUGUUCUACAAUAGAUUUUAAAAUGGCUUCAACAAGAUUAGAUGUAAUGGUUUCAUAAGUGUUCUAGAAGAACGCCAUGUACAAAAGCUAGCUUUGGGAUUUUUCCAUGCUUCUGCUGGAAUUUUGGGGCAAGGAUGCACACCUGGUGCUCUCACCAGAUGUUCUCAAGAGACUGCGGAUCUGUGCAUGAACAAAACCACCAUAAGGCGGGUCUCCUUUGUCUCCCUUAGCGGCUGACUUUCCUCCGUUGAAGCGAGCAGCUACAAAGGGAGAGACUGGGUGUUUUCUUCUUUCUGUUGCAUGAACCAAAUACCGAAGCUGUUGGAAGAGCAAAGUUGCCUUCUUCCCUGAAUACAGCUUGGCCUCUCUAAGCAAAGACCUAGUUAACAGGAAAGAGGAAACGAGGUCCUCACUUCAUCUCCCCAUUAUCCUUAUGGCAGAUGCCUCAGUUUCUUUUAGUACAGCUGGGUUGCAUUCUAAUCCAAAGAGAGAGAAGAGGCUUGAUUUGCACCAAUUAUAAAGUUGUUUUAUUUAUUUAUUGAAAAGUUUCAUUAACUGCUUAAUAUUUUCAAAAUCCCUAAUCAGUCUACAAUGCACGCACACAGACACCAAUAUCACUAAAACCCAAACUGCAGCCUAGAACCAAUAAAACAGCAAUAAUAAAAGGCUAUAGAAGCCAAGAAAACAGGAAUUGGGGGAUUCAGACACAUAAAACUGGGUCCAGCUUUAUGAGUCAGGGAAGAAGGGCCUAGAAAAAUGAUGCGUUUUCAAGCUAUAUGAAACAACUGAUGGUUGCUGCUUCACUUAUGGCAGAGGGCAGGGCAUCCCAUAAUAUAGGGGCAAUAGCAGAAAAUGGCCACCCUAUGAUGAUAUGCAGGAUGCAGGGCUACAAGUAGAAUUUCCCCAGGUGAUCUAAGUGAUCUUACAGGUCUGUACAUGGACAUUACAGUCUUUCAGGUAACCUGGUGCCAGGCUGUUCAGGGUUUUAUGUAUUUAACAAUACCUUGAAGGUGGCCCAGUAGCUGAUCGGCAGCCAGUACAGGUCCCUCAGCACAGGUGCAAUAUGUGCACAUCAAGCUGCUUCACUCAGCAACUUGGCUGCAGCAUUCUGCUCCAGCUGCGGCUUCCAGGGAAGCUCCACGCAUAACAUAGCACAUUACGGUAGUCCAACCCUGAGGUUAGUCGUGCAUCAAUCCCGAUGGCCAGGGAAAAAUCAAGUAUGGCAUGCCAGCAUAAGGUGAUAAAGGGCACCGUUUGUCACAGGAGUCACUUGAGAUGGAUCUUGGUGCACCCCCAAAACUAUGCACCUGUUCCUUCAGAGGGAGUGCAACCCUGUCCAAAACAGGGGAACUCCUAGACUUGGGCACUGCUCAUCCGCAGAGUCUCUAUCUCAGGCAUAGGCAAACUGGGCCCUCCAGAUGUUUGGGGACUACAACUCCCAUGAUCCCUAGCUAACAGGACCAGUGGUCAGGGAUGAUGGGAAUUGUAGUCCCCAAACAUCUGGAGGGCCGAGUUUGCCUAUGCCUGCUCUCAGCAGGAUUCAUUUUUGCUUUGUAGGCCUUUCAGCUCACUACUAUACCCAGGUACUAGUUUAGAACAGUGACACCCUCUCCUGAUCCAGGUGUAGCAGCGAAACACAGAUGAGUAUCAUCAUACCGUAUACUUGUGCUAAUGGUAGAAUUGAUGUGGCAAGUCCUGCAGACUUCUUUGGGCUUCCCUGACCAUCUGUACACACAGCUUGUCCUUGGUGUCUGCCACCCUAAUCCCAUCGUUCCUAGCGAGCUUAACAAAGUCCUUGGAGCUGUUCCCAAUCAGUCUUCCUCUUGUUCCUAAGCCUAGCAGCCCUCUGCUCAUUGGGUUUUUUAAUUUCGGUGAAUACUAGUUUUUAGCUGUUGCCGUUCUGUCCCCAGUUGGAAACGAUAGGACUUGUGUAGCAGGGUAUAGAAUUGUAAUCUUAGGGCAGGAUCCAUUACAGUGGUUCUGUUAGUGCAAAGACUUCUGGUUGUGCACCAGAACUUCCCCCUCCCUCCUCUUUCUGUGCCUCCCCUAAAUCUGUUCUGGGUUUUUUCCCCUCCUGCCAACCCUCUGAAGCAGAUGGGAUGGAGUUGGGCAGGAGAGCGAGUCUAUGUACUAAUGGACUACUUUGUUGCAUACCGCUCUUAAUGUUUUGGCCAACAUUGGAAUUGGCUUUUGGAAUUUCUGUUGAACUUGCUUGCUUUGGUUGAAAAUAGUGCACCAAAGCUAAUGGAAGGUUGCAUGCCUUCUAACUUUAUAGAGUACUGUUAAAAAUGCCAUGUGUCAAAAUAACAGGUUUUUGCUUUCUCUGAAAGAUAAUGAAAAGAGAGCUGCAUACUUACUUUGGUGAAGCAUCUUGGAAGACCAUACGCGAGUGCAGACAUAUUCUUGAGAAGAUUCCCGAUUUGCAGAAGAAUGCACUAAUGGUAUAUGAAAAGCUCAAACAGAGCUGUGCAGAAAUGGGACAUACAUAUGAAGAACAGGAUGAACUGACACGUAUGGUAUCAGAGAAUAUGCCCGUGGAACAUGCCUGGGAAUCGAUUAAAUUUAUGAAAGAUGAAAAAAUUGUGGUUACUGAGAAAGAGCUUGUGUUCCUUCCCCAUUUGUUCAAUUCUGAGAAGCAAAUUGCAACUUCUGUACGUGAGCUCAGAAAUAAAACCCCAUGGCGGCUGCGUGCCGAUCCGAAAAGGGUACUUAAUAGAAGUGCACAUGCAACUAACUUGAGAGACGUAUUUGCUAAGAGUGAAAUAAACGAUGAGGAACCUUGCACAGUGGACCAGAAGGAGCCUGGCAAUUCCUCAGAGGUGCAAGAAAACUCUAACCAUGAUUCCGACUUUGAAGAACCCGAGAAGGAAUUGAAACACAAAGUAGAAGUAGAUCCAGAUCAGGAACGUGCUAUAGAACUGAUCUGUUCCAAUCCAGUGACGAUCAUAAGUGGGAAAGGUGGUUGUGGGAAAACAACAAUAGUUACCCACCUUUUCUGCUAUCUAAGUGAGGGAGAAAAUACAGAAGUUAUAAAUGCCUGUAAAGAUUUUGAAGCUGACCUCGAUGCUUCUGAAGAAUGGAAUACUUUCGGCCAUGCUUCCAACAUGAUUCAAUGCAGAAAUGAAUCUUUAAAUGUUUUAUAUACAGCACCAACAGGGAGGGCAGCUUCUCUCUUGUCUGAUAAAACAGGACAACCUGCUUAUACUCUGCAUCAGGUAGGAAUUAUUUUUAAAACCGUUCCAAUAUUCUGGUAGUAUGAUGUUGUUGUUGUUGUUGUUGUUUAGUUGUUUAGUCAUGUCCGACUCUUCGUGACCCCAUGGACCAGAGCACGCCAGGUACUCCUGUCUUCCACUGCCUCCCGCAGUUUGGUCAGACUCAUGUUUGUGGCUUCGAGAACAGUGUCCAACCAUCUCGUCCUCUGUCGUCCCCUUCUCCUUGUGCUCUCAAUCUUUCCCAACAUCAGGGUCUUUUCCAGGGAGUCUUCUCUUCUCAUGAGGUGGCCAAAGUAUUGGAGUUUCAGCUUCAGAAUCUGUCCUUCCAGUGAGCACUCAGGGCUGAUUUCCUUCAGAAUGGAUAGGUUUGAUCUUCUUGCAGUCCAUGGGACUCUCAAGAGUCUCCUCCAGCACCAUAAUUCAAAAGCAUCAAUUCUUCGGCCAUCAGCCUUCUUUAUGGUCCAGCUCUCACUUCCAUACAUCACUACUGGGAAAACCAUGGCUUUUACUAUACGGACCUUUGUUGGCAAGGUGAUGUCUCUGCUUUUUAAGAUGUUGUCUAGAUUUGCCAUCGCCUUUCUCCCAAGGAGCAGGUGUCUUUUAAUUUUGUGACUGCUGUCACCACUGUCUGGUAGUAUAAUCAUAUGCAUUUCAGUUUACUAAUCUGAAUAUUAUAUUUGGCAUUAUUUGAGAGAACUGAAACUAUUGUGAUUCUCUAAAAGCUGCUGUUCUUCACAUCAUUUCCCAAAAAGGCCUUCCAGCUUCAAACCAUGGUUUCCGAUUGUAGUUUGAAGGGCCAAGUGCAAACCAUACUUGCUGCUUUAGACCUCAUAGCAAACUAUAGUCUGAUGCUCAGACACGACUCUGAUGCUCCAAACCAUUCUUUGAAGGAAUGCUAAUUUUAAAUUAUGGAAUUUUUUUUGUUUUUGUUUUUUAGGUUACCUACAGUUUCUCUAAAUGGAGUGAAAGUAAACGCAAUCCAUGGAAAUUUUCUUCAGUAAAUGUCUUGGUUGUAGACGAAGGAAGUAUGGUGCCUGUGAGAAUGCUUAGCAGGGUUUUACAACUCUUGUUGGACCAUGCCCGGCUGGCAAAGAUUAUUAUUCUUGGUAAGUGUAAAGCUUUGGUGAACAAUGAAGACAAAUUCGAAAUGAGCUAUAUCCAUGCAAAAUAAUAUUUAUUUAUUUAUUUAUUUAUUCAUUCAUUCAUUCAUUCAUUCAUUCAUUCACACACAGACACAGAAAGUUCUUGCCAUAUUAAUUUGGACUCCCAACUUGGGGAGAACUAUAAGAGACCGGGGGAGGGGUGGGAAUCCUUACUAAGAAAAUCACACAGUAUCGCUUCUGAGCUGGUACUGCCUUUGCUGUAUUUUAGACCGAAGCAGUUGGGUUGAUGUGUUCUUCUAUAUCACGGUAAACAGCUUUGGAGAGACCUAAGUGUGCGAUAGAGAUGCAAUAAAUAAAAUAAUGAUGACAAUGCAGCUAAUUUCGUUAAAUAUAACUUUGUACUUCGUUUAGGUGAUGUUAGGCAGUUACCCAGCAUUGAGCCUGGUAAUAUGCUGGCCGAUAUUUUUGAGAGCCUUCAGUCAAGGGGCUGGUCUAUAGAACUGAAAACUAAUCACAGGGCUGAGUCACAGUUAAUUGUGGAUAAUGCAACAAGGUAGGGAUUUAUUUUUUUGAAAAUAAAUGUGGGGCUGCUGCCCCUGCUUAUGGCGCUUGCCAACCCCCCACCUUGCUGCCAACCCCCCACAUUUCACCCAAACCUCCCUAUCUCCUCGCGACCUGCCCCAAUCCUAAGAUCCCUGCUGCCUCUACCACUCACAGAAUAGAGGGGAACGAGCCUCUCUCCUCUUUUAGCCACGAUGCUGCCCGCUUCUUCCUGUUGGUGAAGGGGAGAAAGACUGCUGCCUCUUUGUCCCCCUCUGUUUUGUGAGCAGCAGUGGCAGCAGGAUCGGGGCCAUUGUGACGGGAGAGGGAAGUGCUUGAAGGCCUGCAGACCUGUCUGGGCUGCCUGCCUGCUUGCUCCUUGCACCCGCUGGCACACCGCAAACUUCCCUCUCUGUAUUAUGUGGACAUGCAAGUGCGCUGCCAGGUGGUGGUGACUCAAGGGACAUGGGAAGGCUUGCUUGUACCACACGCAGGUGUGGUGUAGUGGUUAAGAGCGGUAGACUCGUAAUCUGGGGAACCGGGUUCGCGUCUCCGCUCCUCCACAUGCAGCUGCUGGGUGACCUUGGGCUAGUCACACUUCUGUGAAGUCUCUCAGCCCCACUCACCUCACAGAGUGUUUGUUGUGGGGGAGGAAGGGAAAGGAGAAUGUUAGCUGCUUUGAGACUCCUUCGGGUAGUGAUAAAGCGGGAUAUCAAAUCCAAACUCUUCUUCUUCUUCUUCUUCUUGCUUGCUGUGCCAUCCUGCUCACUUGUGCAGCUUCAGUUGCCCUCAUUGCUGUUGUCAUGUUGUGGCCAUGCAGACUGUGCCAUGACAACUUUCUCCUCUUAUACAGGAAGAUACCUGAUUGCCACAACCUGCUCUAUUCUUCACAGCGAUAUUUGAGUUGUGUGUGUUGCACUGGAGUUUCUGUUGAACUUCUGCCUGGAGAUGUGUAACAUGCUUAGAAAGCUUAGCCUAUCACUGUUACAUUUCUGUCUAGGAACAACAGGGGGGAAACCCAAACCUUUUGAAUAUUGUUGGUGUGUGUGUGUCCAUGCAUGUGUGGACACUUGUACAGUGGUACCUCAGGUUACAUACGCUUCAGGUUACAUACGCUUCAGGUUACAGACUCCGCUAAGCCAGAAAUAUUGCUUCGGGUUAAGAACUUUGCUUCAGGAUGAGAAGAGAAAUUGUGCUCCGGCGGCGCAGCAGCAGCAGGAGGCUCCAUUAGCUAAAGUGGUGCUUCAGGUUAAGAACAGUUUCAGGUUAAGUACGGACCUCCGGAACGAAUUAAGUACUUAACCCGAGGUACCACUGUAUUUAAAAACAGCCUCCUACUUGAAACACUUCCCAUUAAUGUUUGUUUGAAAUUUAGUCCGCAUUUGGGACAAACCGAACCUAGUUCUUUUGGGAAUGCAUGGUGUGAUAACUAUACAUAAACAUAUUGUGUAAUGGGAGGGUGCAAUCUGUAUAAGUUAUUGUGUAUGAAAUGAAACUAUGGUUCUUCACUUAAAAAUUAAAUGAUGUCACCCAUAAGGAAAACAAUCCUGUCGAGGGCAGCAUGAGACACUUUCAUUACUUUAUUUUGGAUCUAGAAUCUGUAAGCGGAUAUACCCAGAAUUUGAUGAAGUGCUCAGAAUGUCGGAAGAGAACAAAACGUGGGCAGUGCCAAGUGCUGAAAAGAAAUUUAUUUUUGUUGUUUUACCUCCUGGAGAUGCCGGUCACUGUGAGUUUCAAACUUUUGUAGUAAAAUUUCUUAAAUGCUGCACAAUAUCCAAUGCAUGCUUUAUUGCUGCAGAUUUAGAUUUAGCUGCUGGGUAGCAUAGGUAUAGGAUGUCUUCCACCUUGCAUGGUCUACUUAAAAAAAGAAUUUUGUCAUGGUUUACUGACACACAUUAAAUUCCCGAAGCAAGGCAGCAUGCGCUAAAACAGCUGAGGCACAGCAAAUCUACCUUCUUGCAUAAGAAGUGCCACCUACUCCAGCAGUUUUGCAUGCUAUCAGCCACCAGGUGCUGUGUAGACCUCACUUUAGUACCCACCCACCUAGGGCACAAUAUCCAUGAUGUACUUAACUGGGAUGGCUUGUCUCCCUUACUUGACCAAGCACAGAGCAACUUCAACAUUGCACCGAAGGCAAUUAGAUAUAUUACAAAAGUUUUUGGCUCAGCAGGCCAAAUCAUUAGCUGGCCCCACUCUCAUGGGGCAGGUGGGUCUGACAAUCUACCUCUCGGUCAGCUGACAUCAUUAUGACACCAGGCAAUUGACAGAUGGGUUGUUCCGCCCACCUGUCAGUAUCCCCUUGCAUAAGAGCUUUCCAUGCACCACACAGCCAGCUGGGAAUUGCAGCAAAAAGGACUUGGCCAGUCUGGCGCUUCUCAAAGCAGUGAGAAUAGGACUGCAUUCUGCAAGAAUUGGCUGAGUGAUUGACAACCCCGCAGGGACUGGUGCUGCCAGUCCUGCUGCAUCUCUUAUCUGUCUUGCACCUGGCAUUAGACAGGGGACAGGUGGUCAUGGUUUUGUGAAAACAGUCUCUUGGGCCAAAUUGGGACUUGUUCUGGGCCACAUUGGGUCUGUGGGCUGGAGGUUCCCCACCCCUGCCCUAGAGCUUUGUGAAACUUGUCUAGCCUAUCCUAAGUUUUUGAUAGGCCAGGGGUGGUCUGCCUCUUGGCCCAAGUGCCUCACACGCACUGGGAUGCCCACCCACUCUCGCUUACACACACAUACGCAGUGGGUGCGAUGGGAUAUAAAUGAUUUUCAUUGUAUUCCUUCCCUGUUGUUUGGUGCUGGCAAUCACACUUUCCCCAGACAGCCAAAGCCUUGUAAGUGGAGAUUUUUAUCUGCAUUGGAUUAGAAAUUGCAUGUGUGCUGUUUAAAUUGCUUUGGGAUGUUUCCUGGGAAAUGAUUCAUAAGUGAAAUAAUAAAUAGCUGUGUGGGCUGAGAGUAGCAGGGCUGUGAUGGGGAGAGCCAUUGACUGUGUACCUGCUUCCCUGACAGCUUUGCAAACACACUUGCCAGCUUGAUUGGGGGGGGGGGGUGAGUGCUGAGCAAUCCUCAGUGGCCACAGGGAAGGCAUGUGCAGGCUAUAGCACAGCCCAGGGGCUGCAGUAUUAUGGCUCCAAGCAGUCAGUAACCGGCAUUUUCACAGUGGACUGUAGUGGUUUUGGUUUCAGUUGCUUGCUCUGUAACCAGUUUCUGUCUUGUGUUGUUAUCAGAUUUGCAGUAUGCCAUUGAAGCUUUGCUUAAAAAUGGGCCAGGACUCCAAGAUCCUGAGCAGUCGCAAUUCAUUGCUUUCAGAAGGUAAUAAUUGUAAAAAUUGUAUUGGGAAGUUUUUUAAUGUUUGACACUUUAUUAUGUUUUUAUAUGUGUUGGAAGCCGCUCAGAGUGGCUGGGGCAAUCCAGCCAGAUGUUAUUUUUAUGUGUGCAGAUGUGGGCUAACUUUGACUGACCAUUGUAGAAAAGACAUUGCCCGUCUGUCAAACAUGGAGAAGCAAUUAGGAUUUGAUUGCAGAAUCACAGGCUUGCUUCCCCAGUUCCUUUGCAUGUGGAGUUCCUGGGCUGACUGUUUUCAAAACCCCAUUAGGAGUUAGCUCUGAUUAGUGCUGACAUAGUCACUAACACUAACUGAUGGUGGAGAUUGGAGGGGGUAUUCUUCUCACGAGAGGAGAAAAUGUGUUACCCUUGCAUCCUGGACCAUAAGUCUUGUCUGCACUACCCAAAUAGUUCACCCAAGUUUCAGACAGGGCAUUCCCCUACUUUGAGACGCUGGGCAUUGAACCUGGGACCUGUUGCAUGCAAUGCAGAUAUUUAUCACUGAGUUACAGCCCUUCCACAUUGCUGUCUUAACAAUGGUUAAGGAAAGAACGGCUUUAUAUCUGUACCUUACUGUAGUGCCUUCAGCGAAACUAGAAGAGGGUAAAUCAAAUGCUUGCUUUCUCUUUAUUUUCCAGUAUUCUCUUGAUUGGCACUAUAUAUCAUACUAUCAUGAUACACCAUCUCAUCUCUCUUUUCAUUAUGGUAUAUUGCAAGGAUUUUUGUGUGUGUCUGUAUAAAGCCAGUUUUUUAGAAUAUUUCCAUUGUGUUCUAGAGUAACGAAAAAAAGAGAGAGGACCUAGGGUAACCGUAUUUUUCACUCCAUAAGACGCACCUAGUUUUUAGAGGAGGAAAACAAGAAACAAGAAAGCAACGCAAAGCCUCUUGAGCGAAGAGGCAGGAGCGCUCCGGCUGCGCUCAAGAGGCUUUGCGUGGCUAUCCCUGAAGCCAGGAGAGCAAGAGGCAUCGGUGCACACCGAUCCCUCUUGCUCUCCUGGCUUCAGGGAUAGCUGCGCAGCCUGCAUUUGCUCCAUAAGACGCACACACAUUUCCCCUUACUUUUUAGGAGGGGAAAAGUGCGUCUUGUAGAGCGAAAAAUACGGUAAUUUCUGCGCAAGGACUGUUGAAUCUGCAGAGCUCGCAAUUGGUUCAGUUCUCCCAUAGACCAUAUGAAGUAAAUUCUCUUGAGAUGAGGCAAAACAGGAGUAGCGUUUCCUUAAGCAAUGCCCAAGUACACCCAGUUAUUCUUCCUAGGUCAGUGGAUGGUUGCCAUUCACUUUGGUGGAAAAAAAACCCAAGGUACUUGCAUUUGAGGACAAUGUUGCAUAAAUGGGGCAAAAGUUGUGUAUCACCUGAUACUGGCAGUAUGCAAAGAGGAAGGAGAGGUAUAGUGUAUUGUAUACAAUUCCUACAGUUAAUGGAUCUUUAUGUGUGCAUUGUAAACCUAUCAUUAUCAUAGGUGUAAGGUGUGGAUCACUGGUAUUUUCCAUUGGGCAGUGGUCUAUUCUUAGACCAUAAUAGCUUAAAUCAUAAACCAUUCUUGCUCCUAGAGCAUAUAUGUAUUUCUGUCAUUUAUUGUGAACAGAGAUAGCUACCCUUUCCUGUGACCAAUCAGCAGUUCUUCUGCUUCACUUACUGCCCUCUGAGCUUAUGAGACUCCUAAGACUGACUGUAGCAGCUCUUGAUAUCUUCUCUUAUUCUCACAGGACUCAAAGUACUCAAAGUAAGGAUAAAAACCCUUACUUCAGCUGUUUCAGCCUUUUCUUUGUGCCAGUGUUAAUUGUUUAAGUUCUUUUCUGUCUGAGCAAAUAACUCUGGAAGUGAUUUACUGGCAGGGAGCAAACGUUUGCUAUUUCACUGGCUGGUUAAAGACAGUACUUGGCUUCUAUUAUUCUAAAAAUACUUGGCUUCUAUUAUUCUAAAUCUAUUGUAUAAAAUUCACAAUUAAACUAAUAAAGUUUUUUCUUCUUAUCUUAGGAAGGACUGUGACAUCAUAAAUGAAAUCUGCUGUAAGCACUACUCAGGGCACACAACGCGGUAUGACAUUUUUGAAGAGCUUUCACUGUAUGAUGUUCAAGGUUAUCCCUAACCAGUUUGUUCUGUAAGGUGAGGUAAGGUAAGGUAAGGUAAAGGACCCCUUGACAGUUAAGUCCAGUCAAAGGUGACUAUGGGAUUGUGGCGUUCAUCUGACUUCAGGCCGAGGGAGCCAGCAUUUGUCCACAGACAGCUUUCCGGGUCAUGUGGCCAGCAUGACUAAACCACUUCUGGCGCAAUGGGACACCAUAACAAGUGCUGGAGCACUUACAAUAUGGCUGUGUUCACCCCUUGCAUGGACUUAGGACAUCACUCCAGUGCUGUACCAUGGGAGUCCCACUCACAACUGCAGUGUUUCUCGCUGUGUGAAAAGGUCCUUAUUUCUAGUUCUUUGUGUACUAGCAGACAUUUGUAAAGUCCAGAAUCCAUGAGUUUGCUAGCUUAUUGACAUGAGAACAUUGUUUUUAAAAUUGGGAUGUGCUUGGUUUUUUUUAUUGUUUUUAACUGCGUUCAUAAUAAACUGGAACGAAAACCUAAGAAAUAUGCUGUUUUAUUGUUUUCCCGGGAGGUACACUUUUUUUUUAAAGCUUAGCUUUAAUUGAUGCAGCAAAGCUGGCAAAUCUAUUAGCAAACCUCCCAACAUCCUUUCUUGCGUGUUCUUUAUCAAAGCCAGGAAAAUUACUUUGGGGAGUUGUUGGGCAGUCAUUAAUGCCAUAGCCGAAAGAGCGACUUGUUGAAACUUUAAUUUAAUUUAGACCUCUGCUUCAAUUUGAUUCAGAAACCAUAAAAAUCGGCUGCAAUUUAGGCUUGGUGACAAAAUCUGUUCCACAAGGAAUGCGUAUAUGAAAGAUCUUAUCGCAAUGGACUCCGUUACUUGCACAAAGAAUGUUAAAGGCGCUGGGAGUUCUGAUCCUUGCACUUGCAACGUCUGCUCAAGAAGGGAAGCUCGUCUCUCGGGUCGUGAUGCUGAUGCUGAUGAUGACCGUAAUAACAAUUACGAUGAUAGGCGGUUGUGCAAUGGAGAAAUAUUCUUCAUUAAAGAGGCAAGUACGCUGUAGAAUGAUCAAUGGAUUUCGGAACUCUUCCUGGAAGGAAGAGGCAUUUCCCCCCGCCUUCCAGGUCACACAUGAAAAGGCAGCUGCCUCCUUUCUUAGUCUGCAUCUAUAUUUGGUUGCUCAAAGAUCUCGGAGUCACAGUAGCAGAAAUUGUGGCAUUACAGUGGCCUGGUUUGCACGUUGUGGGACUAUGCAAAUGUGUACAUUCCCAGGAAGGAGUUUGCAACCUUUUGGCUCCUGUGUUCUCUUUUAUUCCCACCCCGUGCUGAAUUCUUGUGUCAUCCAAACCGGGACUUGUGGUUAAGCUACCUUUUCACUAGCCACAAGCUAUAGCCAAGGUUUGUUGUCCGAUAACAUGCCUAUGUAAUUCUUGUCCGGGGAAGUUAUUUGUUAUGGUUAUUAUUUUUUGCUUUAAAGAAACCAAGCAGUAAAAUCAAGCUUAAUCAAGAUUAAUUGCAGUCAACCUCUAAACCAGGACAGAGACGCAAUGUACUGUACCUCAUUAUCAUAGAUAGGUGUAAAAAGGGGCAAUUGCUGAUAUUAAGUCAUGGGGUUUUCUUUAUGGAAGAUCCUCUGCGUCUGUGAUAGCCUUGCUAUCAAAUCUAAUUGGCACUAUGAUGCUAUGUGAGUAUCCACUGGCUCAAAUCUUCAAUUGAUCCAAUAGUUGUUUAGUGGCAGAAAAAAACUUGUCAUCAGCCUGCUUUUAGAAACUUAAAAAUAAAUAAAUCUCUGUGCCUGAUUCUCAGGUAAGGAGGCAACACUUAAAUGGAAGGAGGCAGGUGAACUGGAAAACUUAACACAUCUAAGUAAAAUGAGAUGUGUGGCUUCAAAGUACAGGAGGAUCAGGCAAUUCUCAGAUGGGGCUUAAUCUCUGCAUCUGUGUUGUAAUCAGGAGAAUGUCACGGCUGGGUUCCUAGUGGAAGGACUGCUUGAAGGUAAAGGACCCAGCUGGCAAAUCGAUGCUGUACUGAAAAGCAGUGAAAUUGCAUAUUCUGUUUAUAGGAUAAGGAAGUCGAUGGUCGCCGUUUCCUGACUAUUGGCAUAACUGAUGGACCUGAGUAUGUCAUGCAUUACAAAGCCCUCCAGAAACACUCUAAGAUCAAGCAUGCCUGGGCCAGAACUAUUCACACAUUUCAGGUAAGCUGUGGGGUCAUUGCUGAAAUACCAUAAUUCAAAACAGCAGCAUUUAUUUCUCAAAACUAUCACAUCUGUGAGAUGGAGUUUAACUCUUCAGCUUAGAGGAUUGUGGUAGAAAGAAGCUUCGAUGAGAGCCAUCACGUUGUCCUGGCCUUGCUGCAACAUAAACUUGAGAAGUCAGCAUCCACAGUAGAAAGCAACUUUUGAAGUCUAGAACGAGGUGUGUGCCUGCCAGUGUGGAAAAGUAAGAAGCCAAGGAAGAGGCAAGAUCUGACCACAUGAUUCAGAAACUUAACUUGUGCCUAUAUAGGAAUUAGACAGAAAUAAUUUUACUUUAGUCCUGUCUAUUUUUGUUUGUUGCUUCUGAGGUAGAAAUUACAGGCGAUGCCAAUGGCUUUAUUUAAUAUUGUAAAGGAAAAAAUGAAAACUUGAAGCAUUUAGACUCCUUAAUUUAUUGUAAAACUGUUAGAGCUGGAUUUUGACUUAGCUAUGUUAGAGUAACAAGUGGGAUUUAAAUUAGUCCUUAUUAACUAACACCCUAUUUCAGUGAACCUUCUCUCUACAUGGCUAAAUCUGGACCCAACCAUAAGCAUUUUUUAAACAGUUUAAUUCAAGAGCUCUUUCUCAAUAUAAUUUUCAGGGUUCUGAGGAAAAUACUAUUGUAUAUGUUGUUGGCGAUACACCUCGCCAGAAUUGGCAACAUGUAUACACAGCUAUCACUAGAGGACGUUGCCGAGUCUAUAUUAUUGCUGAAGAAGACAAACUCCAAGCGGUCAUUAAGAAAAAGAGUUUCCACAGGAAAACACAUUUAAAAGCGUUCAUGAAAGAUGCACAUUCCGAGCAAACAUCACCUCAGAAGAUCUGGCAGAGUCAGCAAGAGAAUGACACGUGUGACUUUGCUUCUCAUUCUGGAAAUAAUCAAGGGGAACCUGCCGUUUCUCUUAAAAUGGAAGUUGACGAUGCAGCUGUUGAACCGGCUGGUACUGCAGAGGAAACUUCGGGUGGACUCAAAAGGCAAUCUACAUUUCAAGAUGAUUGCUCAAGUCCUUCGAAAGUAUGUUUGGUAAGAAGCAUUUAUCAGUAGAUAAGAUACUGUACAUAUCGUAUUUUUCGCCCUAUAGGACGCACCGUCCCAUAAGGCGCACCUAGUUUUUUUUGGGGGGGGAAUAAAGGGGGGGAAAUUUAUUCCCCAGCUGCGGGCUGGGGCGGGGAAGCCCGAGCUCCCGACCCCAGCCCCCAGAACAGGCAGCUCUCCGCAGGCCGCGGGAGCCCGGUGCAGGCUCCCACGGCUUGCGGAGAUAUGCGCGAAGCCUGGAGAGCAAGAGGGGUCGGUGCGCACCGACCCCUCUCGCUCUCCAGGCUUCAGCGAAAGCCUGCAUUCGCCCCAUAGGACGCACACACAUUUCCCCUUCAUUUUUGGAGGGGAAAAAGUGCGUCCUAUGGGGCGAAAAAUACAGUAAUAUUUUAUGCGGUGCGUUUAUUUUCACUUGUAAGAAUGCGUACCAAUUACGCAAAUUAUAGUGAUGGCCACCAGCUUAAACAGCUUUAAAAGGGGAUUUGGGGAACUGAUAGAAGGCUAAGGCUAGCAGUCGCUACUAGAUGGCUGUGUACUGCUCUCGGAGGCAGUAUGCCUCUGAAUAAGCAUUUGCUGUGGAACUUUGAGAACUGGAUAUUGGACAAGGUAGGCCUUUGGUCUGCUACAGCAGAGCUUUUAAACUGAAUUUAUCUGGCCUCCUGUCAAAGCACUGACUAGGAUUACUGCUACGCAUUGGUGGAUGAGGGAUACGAUAAAGCCCAGCGAGAAAAUUGCACUUUUAAGGGACCACGUCUUUUUGUAAAUGCCAUGUGGAGUAGUGGGUAUGGCUCUGGUCAUGAGAGAAACAGAAUUGAAUACUUACAGCUUGAGCAGCUCCCGGGUCCUUAGCAAGCAGAUGAUGCUUUAAGGUUGACACCCACAGUUCUGUGCAGGUGGCAAUAUGGGAGAGUGUGGUAAAGCACAUUCUCCCUCAUCCCUAAGGCAUCCACAUAAGACCCUUAACCAGAAACCUGCAUAGACCUUACAUAUCCCACCUUGGAAUACCUUGCACACCAAACAGAGGCUGGGACAUGGUUACCACCCAUAAAGGUUCCUUCUCAUUUGGUGGCAGUGUGCAGCUAGAGACCACACCUUUGACAAAUAGUGCCCGCCAUAGAUUUUCACAGUCUACAAAGUGCGCAGUGUAAAUGCUCCUGUUAUAUAGUGUCCGAAGCCCAGGCUACUGCUCAUGUUAGCGUAUUCUUUCUGCCCUUACUUAAAGCGAUACUCCCCACCCCACCCCCCACUAUAAGCUUGGCCAACAACCAAUGUUGUUUCCCCCGUUUUUGCUGUUUUGCAGGUAAAAGAAAAUACCUCCCCGCUUGCAACUACCAAACUUCAAAGCUUGACACUGAAGAGUCCACAUGCCAAGCAGCUUUUCCCACCCUAG